AAGUAGUCCAAUCGUGUAACUUACGUAGUAAGCGCAAUCUGACCUCUAGCGGAAGCGUCUGAGAAGUGCAGAAGGGUUUCAAUGGCAACCAUCACAGAGUUGAAAAGCGCCUUGAAGGAGACGCUGGAGGCCCGUGGGGUGCUCGGGCAGCUGAAGGCGAGGAUCCGGGCCGAGGUGUUCAGCGCGCUGGAUGACCAGAACACGCCGCGCCCGCCACUGUCGCACGAGAACCUGCUGAUCAAUGAACUGAUCCGAGAAUAUCUGGAGUUCAAUAAGUAUAGAUACACUGCAUCAGUGCUGACCGCAGAAUCAGGUCAGCCUGAAGUUCCCUUGGACCGUCAGUUCAUGGCCAAUGAGCUCAACGUCGCAGAAGAUUCAAGUGCCAAAGCAGUGCCACUGAUGUAUGGAUUGCUCCAUCAUUUCCUCAGCAGUAAAGACGAGCACAAAGGAAAACUCUUCCUAAAAGGCUCGGCAACAGUGCAUUCACAAGAACCACAUGGCCAUCUCAAUGCAGAGUCAUAACCCUGAUGGAUACUGCAUCAAGAACCAACAUACAAGAGGAUGUCGUCACAGAUAGGCACAGUUUCCUUUAAAGAGGCUAAAAUAUUCUAUCACUUUGGUUUUAGAUAUUAAAUAUAUCUACAUUUAAUUUUUAAUGUUGUGUUCUAUAUUCAUGCUAUUAGUUAUUCAGUUUAGGUUCUUAAGAAAAAUACAGUCCGUUACAGUAUAGUCAUAUUCCUCAUGUAUUAAAUGUAAAUAGUCUGAUUUUGAAUUUGAACAGUUCGAUGUUAAAUUUUGCACAUGCAAUAU
Messenger RNA from Pimephales promelas (fathead minnow), 810 nucleotides. It is a transcript of the gene cep20, whose product is annotated as centrosomal protein 20. Gene Ontology annotation, cellular component: ciliary basal body; centrosome; motile cilium. Gene Ontology annotation, biological process: cilium assembly; microtubule anchoring. The record is from RefSeq and is a predicted model, not a curated record. Lineage: Eukaryota; Metazoa; Chordata; Actinopteri; Cypriniformes; Leuciscidae. Gene Ontology annotation, molecular function: protein binding.